Sphaeramia orbicularis (orbiculate cardinalfish) is the source of this 1330-nucleotide messenger RNA. Its product is annotated as P2Y purinoceptor 14-like. The record is from RefSeq and is a predicted model, not a curated record. NCBI's taxonomy places the organism in Eukaryota, Metazoa, Chordata, Actinopteri, Kurtiformes, Apogonidae. Gene Ontology annotation, molecular function: G protein-coupled purinergic nucleotide receptor activity. Gene Ontology annotation, biological process: G protein-coupled receptor signaling pathway. Gene Ontology annotation, cellular component: membrane. The transcript has 3 exons. Bases 24 to 1085 code for a protein of 353 amino acids.
UUUUUCAGAAUAAACCUCAAAACAUGAAGAACCUGGGAGGGUCGAUGCAGCUGUUUAACCUGUCCAUCAUCAACGAGACCACAACUGAGGGUUUGACUCCCUGUCAGGAAUUUAACCCUUCAGUCCGUGUUUUCUUCAUUGUGGCCUACAGCCUGGUGUUUCUGGUGGGUUUGCUCCUCAAUGGAUUCAUCCUUAAGUUUCUCUUCUGUCAACGUCAGAAGUCGUCUAGAAGUAUCAUGGUCUACCUGAAGAAUCUGGCAGCUGCAGAUUUCAUGCUCAGCCUUUCCCUUCCUUUCUACAUCAUGCAUUCAGCCAUUAACUCCGUCAACAUCCUACGGCUCUACUGCAAAUUUGGCUACGGCAUCUUCUACCUCAACAUGUACACGAGCAUCCUGUUUAUGACUUACACUGCUUAUAACAGAUAUCUAAAGAUCGUCUGUUCUAAUAAAACUCACAUCCUACAGACGGUGCGAGGUGCCUGCAUCAUCUCUAUAUUUACAUGGGUUUUUAUGCUAACUGUGGGUGUCACCUAUGUUUCUGUCGCAUUCACCACAAAAAGGAACCUGACAUCGAUCUCCAAUCACUGUCCAGAUUUGCACAGUACACAGUUCAGUGUGUUCACCAAAGUUCGUAGCGCCUUUAUGUCAACUAUCUUCAUGGCCUUCCUCAUGUUUAUUGUCUUCAUCUACAACCGCACAUCCCAUAAAGUGUCAGUGGUUCAGCAGAGUCAGGUGACAUCCUCCAACUGUAAAAAGUUGGCCAAGUCACGUCGGAACAUGCGAGUGUUGGUCAGUGUCUUCUGUAUUUGCUUCACCCCCUUUCACCUGGUUAACGUUUUCCAGAAUUUCCUUGAGUGUUCUUGGAGCCCAGUGUUUAACUUCAUGCAUGAAUUGACCCGUGUAUUAUCAGCUGUGAAUAUUUGCCUGGACCCCUUCAUCUACUUCAUCUUCUGCAAGGACUUCCAGGAGCAACUGAGACUGAAAAAUGUGUUCUUCUUACGGAGAGACACACCAGACCUGAACAUGGAGAGAAGGCCACAAAAUGAAGCUGAGCCCAGUAUCCAGUCCAACAGCGACAGCAGCUGAUCUCAAAGUCGGCCCACAUCAGCUGGUGGUUCAGCUCAUUCUCAUCCAUACUGGUGACAAAUCUCAUGCACCACAUUUAAAAAGCUGGCUACCUUGUUAUUGUUAACACUGUUGCUUAACAUACUACUUCUAAGACAAAACCCAGCUCUUCCUCUUCAUUAUUGCCCUUUCUGUCCAUGUUAUAAUGUUAUGAUUGAUUGGUGUCAAUAUCACAUAUUGUAAAUGGUGUUCAGAUGGCUCCACAU